Messenger RNA from Mizuhopecten yessoensis (Yesso scallop), 2729 nucleotides. Its product is annotated as sulfotransferase family cytosolic 1B member 1-like. The record is from RefSeq and is a predicted model, not a curated record. Gene Ontology annotation, molecular function: sulfotransferase activity. NCBI's taxonomy places the organism in Eukaryota, Metazoa, Mollusca, Bivalvia, Pectinida, Pectinidae. Gene Ontology annotation, cellular component: cytoplasm. Gene Ontology annotation, biological process: sulfation. Bases 102 to 1043 code for a protein of 313 amino acids. The transcript has 6 exons.
CACGAGGGGCUAUAGUCAAAACUUGUGUGUGCUGACGUGAAGAGUGGGAUGUAUUAUUGGGGCGGAACAAUUGGGAGUGCAUGGUAUAAAUAGGAAAUAAGAUGAAUCCCUCUGCGCUUGAUCCUGAGAUAAUAAAACAAUACUUAAACAAUAUGUGGAGCAAAAAACAUCCCACUUACGAUGGUUGUAUGCUUCCGAAAUUCGGACCGCUAUUUCCUGAUCCACAAAAACACAUGGAGGCAAUAAGGAAUUUCGAGUCAAGGGAAUCAGAUAUACUACUCUGUACAUUUCCCAAAUCAGGAACACACUGGGUACACGAGAUUGUGUCGAUGAUUCUACAAGGAGGGGCACAGUACACCAGUGGUCAUAAGAUACACACGAUGAUGGAGUCUGCCGAUAUUGAACAAAUGCAUGAGCAACCCUCUCCGCGUUUCCUCAACACGCAUCUUACAUUUCGUCAUCUCCCAAAGAAGCAUGUAGAUAAUGGAUACAAAAUCAUCCAUGUUAUAAGGAACCCUAAAGAUGUGAUGGUGUCCUUUUACAACCACUGCCAGAAUGACCCAUUAACGGCCUGUACAGAGGAAGACUUCCCCGGGACAUGGAACAACUUUAUCGAAGACAUGUGUGCAAACAAGCAUAAUUUCUAUGGGGGUUAUAUCGGCUAUGAACGAGAGUGGGCGAUGUCAAAACAGGCAAAAACUGCAACAAAUAUCCAUACUGUGUUUUACGAAGAUUUGAAAAAGAAUCCAGUUGUAGAAAUUAAGCGUAUGGCAGCUUUUUUUAAUAAAGAAAUAAGCCCCAAACUUAUGGAGGAAAUCGCUGACAAUUGUUCGUUCAAAAACCUUGCGGACGCAACAACAUCAGGCAAGAAAGGUGUGGAUAUACUCAGCAAAGUUUCAAAGGACGGAACCAACUUCAUAUUCAGGAAAGGUACCGUAGGAGACUGGAAAAACUGGUUCACUGUCGCCCAAAAUGAAAUGUUUGACGCCAUGCUGGAGACGGGGUUGAAGGAUACCAAUUUGAAAUUUACAUAUGAACUCUAAAAACGUGAUAUCCUAUCCAUUAUCUAUCCGGUAGUACAGUGCAGUCUUAUAUGAUGUACAAUAAGGAGCUGACAUACAAUCGUAUGGUGUAUUUUUAUGGAAAUACUGUGUUAUUACAAAGUAAUACUGUAAAUACACCAUAUGGUACUAACUCAGUAGUACUAACGACAUCUACUGAGUUAGUGCCGCAUGAUGUAUUUUUAAGUGGCUGUUGCCGAGUUAAGAUGGUUAAAUGUAUUAACAUGAACAAUCUUCUAAUUAACAAUUUGAAUAGAAAAUGCUGUUUAAUUAAGGUAUGACGUAUUUGUUUUUGCAUAAAUUGAGUAACUGUGGUAUGAUGUACUGAGACCGGUAAUUUUGUCAUUACAAGAAAAGAGAUUAUGCCAUCCAGUUUCAAUUCAAAUUAAUCAAAUUAUUUUCAGAGGGAUUAGCUGAAAUAAGAAGUAAAGCUGAAGCCGUUUUUAAAUAAAUGUGAUAAGACGCCCGAGUACAAGAAGAGGUUCAGAUGUUUAUCCUGUGUGCGCGUAGCAUCAUAAGACAGAGUCCUUGUUUUAACAGUUUUACGUAAAUUUGAAAUUCUGCUUUAAAGAAUUUAGGUGAUUCUCGUUGUCGAUUAUCCAGGGGUACGUUGUAGAUUGUUGUCGAUUGUCCAGGGGUACGUUGUAGAUCGUUGUCGAUUGUCCAGGGGGACGUUGUAGAUCGUUGUCGAUUGUCCAGGGGUACGUUGUCGAUCGUUGUCGAUUAUCAAGGGGUACGUUGUUGAUCGUUGUCGACUGUCCCGGGGUAAGUUGUAGAUCGUUGUCGAUUGUCCAGGGGUACGUUGUCGAUCGUUGUCGAUUGUCAAGGGGGACGUUGUUGAUCGUUGUCGACUGUCCAGGGGUACGUUGUAGAUCGUUGUCGAUUGUUCAGGGGUACGUUGUAGAUCGUUGUCGAUUGUCCAGGGGUACGUUGUCGAUCGUUGUCGAUUGUCAAGGGGUACGUUGUUGAUCGUUGUCGACUGUCCAGGGGUAAGUUGUAGAUCGUUGUCGAUUGUCCAGGGGUACGUUGUNGAUCGUUGUCGAUUGUCUAGGGGUACGUUGUAUAUCGUUGUCGAUUGUCUAGGGGUACGUUGUUGAUCGUUGUCGAUUGUUCAGGGGUACGUUGUUGAUCGUUGUCGAUUGUCUAGGGGUACGUUGUAUAUCGUUGUCGAUUGUCUAGGGAUACGUUGUUGAUCGUUGUCGAUUGUCUAGGGGUACGUUGUAGAUCGCUGUCGAUUGUUUAAGGGUACGUUGUUGAUCGUUGUCGAUUGUCUAGGGGUACGUUGUGGAUCGUUGUCGUUUGUCCAGGGGUACGUUGUAGAUCAUUGUCGAUUGUCUAGGGGUACGUUGUAUAUCGUUGUCGAUUGUCGGGGGGUACGUUGUAGAUCGUUGUCGACUGUUCAGGGGUACGUUGUUGAUCGUUGUCGAUUGUCUAGGGGUACGUUGUAGAUCAUUGUCGAUUGUCCAGGGGUACGUUGUAUAUCGUCGUCUAGCUAUCUGGUGACUUUACAUAACUAUUAUACCUGUUUCACGUGUUGUACAACAUUCCUUUCAUACAAAACGUGUUGGGGAUACGAACAUCACGUGAUGUAUACAAUCGAUGGAUCCGUAACCUGUUUUGAUCGAACCCAUUUAAUCGAUAUUACAUGAAAAUAAACUUUGAAAGUAA